AUGCCUUUCAUUAAGCUCGUCAAGAACAAGGCUUACUACAAGCGUUUCCAGGUCAAGUACCGCAGACGCAGAGAGGGCAAGACCGACUACUACGCUCGCAAGCGUCUUACUGUCCAGGCCAAGAACAAGUACAACUCCCCCAAGUACCGUCUUGUUGUCCGCUUCACCAACGCCGACAUUGUCUGCCAGAUUGUCUACGCCAAGCUCCAGGGUGACUUUGUUCUUGCCUCUGCUUACGCUCACGAGCUCCCCAAGUACGGCGUCAAGGGUGGUUUGACCAACUGGGCUGCUGCUUACUGCACUGGUCUCCUUGUCGCUCGUCGCGUCUUGACCAAGCUCGGUCUUGCCGACAAGUACGAGGGUGUCACUGAGCCCGAUGGUACCAUUUCGAUGACCGAGGCCGUUGAGGAUGCCCCCCGUCCCUUCAAGUGCUUCUUGGAUGUCGGUCUCAAGCGCACCUCGACCGGUUCCCGUGUCUUUGCUGCCAUGAAGGGAGCCUCCGAUGGUGGUGUCUUCGUUCCCCACGGUGAGAACCGUUUCCCCGGUUACGAUGCUGAGUCCAAGGAGCUCGAUGCCGAGGUUCUCCGCUCGUACAUCUAUGGUGGUCACGUUGCCGACUACAUGCGUUACCUCGAGGAGGAUGACGAUGAGAAGUACAAGAAGCAGUUCUCCAAGUUCUUGGCUGCCGGUCUUGAGGCCGAUGAUCUCGAGGAGAUGUACCAGGAGGCCCACAACGCCAUCCGUGCUGACCCCGUCCACGUCCCCACCGAGAAGAAGAAGCCCGCUGCCGGCGAGAAGGUCAAGACCAACUACAAGGCCCGUCUCACCUACAAGCAGAGGAAGAACAAGGUCCAGCAGAAGGUCAAGGCUUUCCAGGCCAAGAACGGAAUCUCGGCUUAA
Molecule: messenger RNA, 900 nt
Organism: Gamsiella multidivaricata
Lineage: Eukaryota; Fungi; Mortierellomycota; Mortierellomycetes; Mortierellales; Mortierellaceae
Exons: 3
Coding region: 1-900 (299 amino acids)
Biological process (GO): ribosomal large subunit assembly; translation
Cellular component (GO): ribosome; cytosolic large ribosomal subunit
Molecular function (GO): 5S rRNA binding; structural constituent of ribosome
Source: RefSeq, a predicted model, not a curated record